This is a messenger RNA of Saccostrea echinata, 1937 nucleotides long. RefSeq lists its product as uncharacterized. Bases 12 to 1778 code for a protein of 588 amino acids. The record is from RefSeq and is a predicted model, not a curated record. NCBI's taxonomy places the organism in Eukaryota, Metazoa, Mollusca, Bivalvia, Ostreida, Ostreidae. The transcript has a single exon.
CGUGCUCAACUAUGUCAACAGGCCUGCUGACGAAUGAAGUUUUUGAGGAGUUCCGACGUCAUAUUCUGCCUUCAUGUCAGGAUACAUCAUCCUCAGAAAAGAGAACGCAUGUGGCUUUUCCCGCUGAUAUAGUUGAUCAAGAGAAUUCUGAGAGAAUUUUGAGUUUUUUUCAAAGAGCGGAUUCUCUGGAUGUUGCAAAGCUUCUUAAUAUUUUUGAUGACGUGGACAAAAUAAAUCGAGUGGAUCCCAGCGUACCCUCGACAGCAGAGGUUGCGGCUGUUGUGGUAACUUUUGUGGAGCGGAUCUUACAGAGGGUAGGACAGAUUGAUCCGCGGUUCUGUUCAUCCCUUCUUCACGGGGGGAGUUUCUAUGAUGGGGUAAAGAUAGGCAGGCCAGAUGAAUUCGACUUUACAGCAAAAAUAGAGAAACUCUGUUCAACAGGGGCAAUGGAAUCGCGGUUUUCGCAACGCAAAAAAGGCUUUGUUUAUGUGGUAAUCAAUGAACCUAAAGCCGUGGAAGAGUUUAGAGACUUUUUCACUGAUGCAGAGGACGACGAAAUAUUAAAGAGUGGCGAAAAAAUACUAUCUGUAAAGAAAAUUCAGAAACAUUUUAGUGAACUUGUAGAUAAAGCACUUGGUAGUAUUAAUGUCCCGCAAGUGCUCGCUCCUGCUGAAAAGGAAAAAGGAUUUACUUGGCAUUCAGUCCACCACGGCCCCUGUGCUACGGUGUAUGCAACAUAUUAUUCAGUCUCUUUGGGAGAAAUGAGCUUGGAUAUUGACAUCGCUCCAACUUUUGAUCUACCGGAUCCCGCUUACUUACCUCCUGUCUUGAACUUACAAAACUUGCCUCGUCUGUCUGACGGGAAAAAUCCACUCCAGUCAAAAUUAUUUGAGGUGCUGCAGAAUGAAUUGAAAAUAAUGGUGGUUCCGUUUACCUUUGAUAGAAUAGCAAUGAACUCGCAUGGACAGGCAUGGUCCUACGAAUAUAGUGAAACGUGGAGAGUUUCAUUCAACUCGCUUGAAAAAUUUGUGUUUUCUAUGCAUGACAAUGAUUCUGUGGAAAAACAGCUUUAUAGAGUUUUAAAGGUAUUAAAAGAAUCAUUCAUUCAGAAAACUCAUCAUUUGGAAUCCAAAGCAGGAACGUCGGAAAUGAAAUUUGAAGAGCCACCUAGCACGAAAAUGACCUCCGUUACUGUAGAACCGGUAGGAUUUCUGUCUGAUUUCAGUGUUGAACCGAUUGGAGUUUGGCAAGAAGAAUCCGAUGACGAUACGGAAGACGAAGACUCCUCUGGUUCGCUGUGUGCCAGUGGGCACAAUUACGAAAUCCUGUACGAACGCUCAUCUUCGCUGUCUGAAUCGGAUCAAGAAGAUGAUAUUGCAGAUGGAGCUAAAAAUACUUGUAACUCCAAGCAAGUUAGGAGAUGUGAAGGUGUAAAGCAGAGCCCCGUCUCUCCUGAUGAAGUUAUUAAUUUUAUUCCACCUCAAAGUUAUCGGACCUCCAAACCACUCAUUAAAACAUAUUAUUUCAAAAUGAUCCUGUUUACUAUGAAGCUUUUACUAAUUGAUCACAAGAUGUGGAAUCGGGAAAAUUUGCCAGCAUUGGUAAUUUUUGUACUAAAGAUUCUCUUUUUUGUUUACUCUUCAAAGCAUAGAUGCUUCGUCAACUUCUGGUUUCAAGAAAUGAUUGAGACAACGGCCAGGCAGUCUGUUAGUUUAGAAAUCUUGCAAUCGUUAGAAGACAUUCUGCAGGAACUAGAACGCAAAAUAAGAUCUCUGUAGUCAUGUCAUCCGAUGGAGCGAAUGAAUUAGACAAGUGUUAGAUGUUAAAUGGAUCAUAAAGCAAUGUACUUUAAAAAAAAAUAGCAAAAUGAAUUACAACGGUGCUAAUUCGGUUUUUUAAAUUAUUUAUUGUUUUAUUUUUGUUUGUUCGUUUGUCAA